Molecule: messenger RNA, 1085 nt
Organism: Vanessa tameamea
Lineage: Eukaryota; Metazoa; Arthropoda; Insecta; Lepidoptera; Nymphalidae
Exons: 2
Coding region: 229-1056 (275 amino acids)
Source: RefSeq, a predicted model, not a curated record
CGACCAAUGGCCCGUACGAAAACAUUUACAAACGAACAAACAAUUAAACAACUAUAAACAUAGAUACAAAAUUCAAAUAAAUAAUUAGAAUUCGGCAAUCUUUUCGCCCUACAUUGAUAUAAGUUUAAUGAACUCUGCGUUUAAGAAUACAAAGUUUUUUUUUGUUACACAGCAGUGUUUGUUGUGACGUCUUGGUGUAAAGGAAUUUGUUAAAAAAAAAAUAUAAAAAUGUUGCCAUUAUUGAUCAUCCUCGCAAUAACAUCUGCUUACGCUGAUAACUGUUCCUAUAACUACGACGGAACCCGUUACUCCAAACAAUCAAUUUUAACGAUAAAAGGUCUACCAACCAAUCUCGUCAUCAACCCAAACACGAAGGAUCUUCAUUUCACACUAAUAGACAUAGAUACUUUACAAGAUGACAAUGUACAAACAAAAAUGGAUCAGUAUAUCCUAAGGAAUGGUGAACCAAUCAAAAUUGACAAUGUUAAUGGUCAAGCAGCAGCUGUUGACGUAAAAACCGAUAAAGUAUACAUCGCAAGCGAUGAAGGUUUAACUGUACUAAACAAAACCGAUAAAGCUAAUUUCGUUGCAUUCAAAGAUGAAGACAUAACUCAGCUAUUCAAACCAGCUAAUAGUGACAUGCUAUAUGCUGUUCUAUUCCCAGAGAGCUUGGUUUAUGCUAUAGAUUUGAAGAAAAACGAAAAGACUAAAAUAGAAAACGUGCCAUGCGCCUUCAUGCUUGCUGUUGAUGCUGAUGAAAAUAUAUUCUUCGAAUGCGAUUCGAAAUACGUCAAAGUACUGUUAAAAGAUUUCCAUGAUCCAAUUGAAUUCGUUGGUAUACCCAAGAAUUCAGCUAGAGCGAUUACUAUUGACGAUAAUAAUAGAGUGAUACUAGCUGCUAACGACGGAAUUUACUGGUUGAAAUCAGAUUCAUUGAUCCCGAAGAAAUUGAUGAAUUUAGAUUUUAUACCAUCGGGCAUAGUAUUUUUCGGUGAUAAUUUAUAUUUGUCCACGAGUGGUAUUAUUUAUGAAUUUAGUGAUAUGGAUUGCGAGUGAUGAGUUUGUUGAAUAAAUUAUAUUUUAAG